AUAAUAAAACGUCAACAAAACCAAAACCCAAAAGUUGCGGGUCGUUUUUAUUUGAUAAUUUAAACAAAUUAUACAAUUUCACCUAAAAAUGGAUUCAAAUGAUAUCACGGACGAUAAAGACAGCGGACCGGAGGUCCAGAUAAACUUUCCCAGCUCCGUGAUGAGCCGCAUCGAGGAACUUAUGGGAGGGACAGAGCAGUUCGACAAUGACGAGUUUGACGCAGUAUCCUACAUCAACCACGUGUUCCCCACGGAGCAGUCCCUGGCAGGCGUGGAGAGUGCGGUCGCUCGCUGUGAGUUCCGGCUGGCGGGCGUGGAACUCGAUAUCCGGCGGCUCGUGCGCGCGCAGCCCCAGCAGCGGGAGGAGGGACAGAAGGCGCUGCUGCAUGCUCAGCAGUGCAUCGCUGAGCUGGCGUUACAGGUAGCAGACAUAAACAAGAAAGCGGAACGAAGCGAGAGCAUGGUCCGCGAGAUCACCUCGGAGAUCAAGCAGCUGGAUUGCGCCAAGUCCAACCUCACUGCGGCCAUCACCGCUCUGAAUCAUCUCCAUAUGUUAGUGGGCGGAGUGGACUCUCUCAAUGCUAUGACUAACGCCAGGCAGUACAAGGAGGUGGUUCUGCCCAUGCAGGCUAUCAUGGAGGUGCUGCAACAUUUCUCCUGCUACGACGAGAUCGAGCCUCUGAACGCCCUCCGCGAGCAGGUCCACCACACGCGCUCGCAGCUCGCCCAGCAGAUACUGGACGACUUCAAGCAGGCCUUCACUGGCAGCAAGAGCGCGGUGCCGGCGCGCACGCUGCGCGAGGCGAGCGCGGCCGUGGACGGGCUGGAGCCGCGCGUGCGCCGCCAGCUGCUGGGCUGGCUCGUGGCGCUGCAGCUGCAGGAGUACGCCCACCUGUUCUCGCCGGAACAGGAAGUGGCGUGGGUUUCUCACAUCGAGAAACGGUUCACGUGGCUGAAGAAGCACCUGCUGGCCUUCGAGGACUCCCUCGGGAACAUGUUCCCGCCGCACUGGAAGGUCAGCGAGAAGAUCGCCAUGCAGUUCUGUAAGACAACCCGCGAGGAGCUGGGCGCGCUGCUGGCGGCGCGGCGCGGCGAGCUGGACGUGAAGCUGCUGCUGCCCGCCAUCCAGAAGACGGCCGCGUUCGAGGCGCUGCUGCACAAGCGGUUCUCCGCCGCCGACGAAUCGGGUACUGACAUUGAUGUUAGCUUGGACCCCGCGGCGGACAACAAGAACUUUGACAUUGAAGGCAAAGAGGUGGGUAUCAGUGAUCCGGAGUCUGCGCUUGCGCAGUCCCCGUGGCGCGGCGCGAUCGGCGCCUGCUUCGAGCCGUACCUCUCGCUGUACAUCACGUCGCUCGACCACAGCCUGCGCACCUUCAUGGACCAUCUGCAGGAGCCGCCGCCGGCGGAGGGCGGGGCGGUGGGCGGCGCGGGUGGGGGCGGCGUGCUGUCGUCGUGCGCGGACCUGUUCCUGUUCUACAAGCGCUGCCUCGUGCAGUGCGCGCGCCUCUCCACCGCCGAGCCCAUGCUGGAACUUUCCGGCGUGUUCGCGAAAUACCUCCGAGAAUACUCGGUGUCGGUGCUGUCAGCAUCUCUCCCGCGGGCCACUCCCAGCACCAGCCUCGUGGGGAACCUGCAGACCUUACUCAAGGAGUAUGACAACCACCCCAGGUACACUCCCCAAGAGCUGGGCAAGAUAACGAGCGUGAUCACAACCGCGGAGUACUGCCUGGAGACCACGCUGCACCUGCAGCAGAAGCUGAAGGAGAAGGUGGUGCCGAGACUGAAGGACAAGAUUGAUCUGACGCCGGAACAGGACCUGUUCCAGGCGCUGAUCGCGGACUGCAUCCAGCUGCUGGUGCGGGACGUGGAGGCGGGCUGCGCGGCCGCGCUGGGCGCCAUGGCGCGGGCGGGCUGGCAGCACGUGCGCGCCGUGGCCGACCAGAGCGGCUACGUGGGCCACAUCGCGCAGCUGCUGCGCCACACCGUGCCGCUGCUGCGCGACAACCUGGCUUCCUCCAGGAAGUACUUCACGCAGUUCUGCAUACGAUUCGCCAACUCUUUCAUACCCAAGUUCAUACAGAACAUUUACAAGUGCAAGCCGAUAUCGACCGCGGGCACCGAGCAGCUGUUGUUGGACACGCACAUGCUGAAGACCGUGUUGCUGGAGAUGCCGUCGGUCGGCUCCGAGGUGAAGAGGCCUCCGCCGGCGACGUAUACCAAAGUGGUGAUCAAGUUGAUGACGAGGGCGGAAAUGGUGCUGAAACUGGUGAUGGCCCCGCUGGAGGGCGCCGGGGACGGGUUCGUGGCGCAGUUCCAGCAGCUGCUCCCGGACGGCACGCUGCAGGAGUUCAGGAAAGUGCUGGAUAUGAAGGGGGUGAAGAUGUCGAAGACUCAGGUCCAAGCUCUGGAGCUGCUGUUCAAGGAGGCCGCGAAGACUGCCAAUACGGAUGGGAAGUAAAUUGGGAAAGAUUUUCUCCCAGUGCGUAUUGCUUAUUUACGAAAGUAAAAGAUCUAAUGCAGGCAACUAUAAGUGCAAUCUAAACGGCUAUGUAUUAAAUCAAUACAUUUUAGAAUCAGUGACACGACUAAAGAAAAAUCAUGUGUUCCCAGUUGGAUUUGGGGCCCCUGGCUGGAAUAGUUAUAAAAAAUAUUGUUUGUUUGUAUGUAAUAUUAUUAUUUGUAUAUAAUGAAAAAAGUUGUAAAUAUGGAUAUUUUUGUGCAAUAAACUUAUUAAUCUUAAAAUAGCCAACAAACUCAUAGUUAUUAUUAAAAAGAAUGAAAUAAUGUUAGUUUCGUAUUACUCCAAUUUAACUUUGAACUGACUCAUAAGUUUACAAUUUAAUGCAUUAUAAGGGUCAGUUCAGAAAAAUAAAAAACUACUAGCGUUUGUUCAAGCAAGUCUUCUAAGUUCAAGUCUACACUGAGAUUCAUUUUCUUCUUUAUUUAUUUAGAUUGCCACAUAAAUGCACGCAUUAUUUUCAUGCCCUGUCAGAAUUGAAUGUAGCUUUAGAAUAAUUCAAAAGUUAUUGAAAUAAAGGCGUAUAAAGAGCUUAUUUUUAUUUGUAUGUGUAUUAGUGAAUUACGUUUUGACGUGUAUUGUAUAAAAUAGACUGAAUAUAUUUAUAUCAUGCGAAAUAAGAGUAUUAUAAAUAUA
Amyelois transitella is the source of this 3157-nucleotide messenger RNA. It is a transcript of the gene Vps53, whose product is annotated as vacuolar protein sorting-associated protein 53 homolog. The coding region runs from base 89 to 2461 and encodes 790 amino acids. The transcript has 13 exons. The record is from RefSeq and is a predicted model, not a curated record. Gene Ontology annotation, cellular component: GARP complex. NCBI's taxonomy places the organism in Eukaryota, Metazoa, Arthropoda, Insecta, Lepidoptera, Pyralidae. Gene Ontology annotation, biological process: retrograde transport, endosome to Golgi.